AUAGGGAAAAAGCGCAAAAAUGGAAUUUGGGUGAUGUUUGUCCUAGGAUCAAGGAUAUAUUACACAAAAAUCAAGUUGCAGCUGCUGAAUAUAUUCCUAGGAAAUCUAAUCACUGGAGCUAUGAAAUUUUAGGAGCUACAGUUAUGGACAACUGGGCAGUUGACUUGGAGAAAAGAACUUGUAGUUGUAGAAAAUGGAGUCUCACUGGAAUCCCUUGCAAGCAUGCUAUUGCGGCAAUUUGGGCUAAGAAGGAUAAUAUUAUUGACUAUGUUCAUGAUUGUUAUAAGGUAGAAAUAUACAGAAAAAUUUAUGAGAAUUCAAUUCUACCAAUGAAUGGGCCACAAAUGUGGCCUAAGUCGAGUAAAGUUCCUCCUUUACCUCCAAGGAUUACAAGAAAAAAGAAGAAAGGAAGAAAACAGACAUUGCGAAGAAAGGAACAGGAUGAAGUUGGAGCAAGUCGAACAAAGAUGAAACGAAAACAAAAAUCACUGGAUUGUAGUAAAUGUCACAAGCCUGGCCACAACAUAAGGACUUGCAAAUACAUUGUACCACCAGAAACUACCUCUUCAGUUCGUCAGAAGCUACAUGUUAGAAGAAGAUGUGAUGAAGAGGGACAAGAAGCAAUGGAACAUGAGCAAAUGCGACAACAAGAAGUAGAAAUUGGACCAGAUUUUAUUUGGGAAAAUUCUCAAUAUACUCAACAAAAUGGACCUACAUUUUGAAGCUAUAACGUUUUUUUGGGUGGAUAAAAUGGUUCGUUCUUUGUGUACACUUGCGGGUGCAUUUAUGCUAUUUUUCUAGUUGACGUUUGGUGCUCUUUUUUUGACUUUCAAGUGAGCUUAUGAUGUCUUUCUGGUGCUGUGAUUUAUUAUGUUCUUUGCUGAUAUUUUAAACUUGUGCAGGAAUUUUGAUGUUGUUAUUGCUGGUUUUGUAAGUUGCUGCUGGAAUUUUUUUGCUGUCCUAGUUGAUUUGUGAAGCUGGUGCUGGAAUUUUGCUGCUGUCUUAGCUGUAAAAAGGCUGUUUUUUGCUGAUUUUUUUGGCUGAUGCUGAAAACUGUCAUUAGUUGUUUUUACUGGUUUUUUGAGCUGAUAAACUAGCUACUGUAAUGAAAAAAAUGUUGCUGGAAUUGUUUUGUCAUUGGAAUUAAAAGCUGAAAUCUUAUUUGUUCGAAGUAUUAAUUUUUUGAUG
Molecule: messenger RNA, 1188 nt
Organism: Lycium ferocissimum
Lineage: Eukaryota; Viridiplantae; Streptophyta; Magnoliopsida; Solanales; Solanaceae
Exons: 2
Coding region: 144-722 (192 amino acids)
Molecular function (GO): zinc ion binding
Source: RefSeq, a predicted model, not a curated record